UUUAGAGCCACUGAAUGAAGAUGAUGAUUAUGAAGCGAGACCACGUUCAUUAUCUUCCAUACAUAUAAAAAUAACCAAGUAAAAUGUUAUUUGCAUUGCAAGAGUUGGUAAGAUGGCUGGGGCUGACAGUCUUCGAAAUGUUAGUGCAUCUCAUUGCCCUGUUGAUUUUUACUGUUUUUUUGGCACUGCGUUUGGAUGAUGUUGCUUUUGCAUCGACUUUACCUGGUUCUUAUGAUAUAUGGAUAGUGUUUUCGCCUUUAUUUGUAGCAGAUGCACUAUGUACAUAUUUCAACAUUAUUGUUUUGAUACGUCUUUACAUUGAAGGUCAUAUCAAAGAAGCUAUUGCAAGAACUAUCUGGUCAUCAGCAUUGUUGUUUGUGUGGGCUUUAUUUAAAGUAUUACUUUGUAGAAGAUUAGCAGGACUUUCAAACCUGGAUUAUUCAGAAAUUAUGUCUCCCAUAUUUCUUGUGUUACAACUUAUUGCCAUACGUGCAUGUCAGUUACAUUAAUAACAUAAAAUAUAUUUUCUUGUAAAUUUAAAUUAUAAAUAAAAUAUUUUUUUUACACGA
Molecule: messenger RNA, 569 nt
Organism: Melanaphis sacchari
Lineage: Eukaryota; Metazoa; Arthropoda; Insecta; Hemiptera; Aphididae
Product: transmembrane protein 203
Exons: 1
Coding region: 84-509 (141 amino acids)
Biological process (GO): intracellular calcium ion homeostasis
Cellular component (GO): endoplasmic reticulum
Source: RefSeq, a predicted model, not a curated record